Messenger RNA from Cryptomeria japonica (Japanese cedar), 2046 nucleotides. RefSeq names its product putative disease resistance protein At3g14460. Gene Ontology annotation, biological process: defense response. The transcript has a single exon. Bases 143 to 1906 code for a protein of 587 amino acids. NCBI's taxonomy places the organism in Eukaryota, Viridiplantae, Streptophyta, Pinopsida, Cupressales, Cupressaceae. Gene Ontology annotation, molecular function: ADP binding. The record is from RefSeq and is a predicted model, not a curated record.
UGAUGUCUGGAGAGCUACUUAUAGAGACCGUGAUUUGCCAACCAAACUUGGCAUACCUACUGGGGAAACUAGUCAAUGCAAAAUUUUGAUUAGCACAAGAAACAGAAAGGUCUUUGAAAAUCUCAAUGCUGAGAUCUAUGAGAUGAAAUUUUUGACAGUUGAAGACAGUUGGAAGCUGUUUUGUGCUUAUGCAUUUCCAGAGUCUGAGGGAAAUAGAGCGCCAGAUAAUCUGGAGGAGAUAGCUCGUAACAUCUUGAAGAAAUGUGGGGAAUUGCCACUUGCAAUCAAAAUCACAGCAGCAUCUCUGGCGAAAACUACAUUGCCAGAUGAUUGGCAGUCGAAGUUGACUAAGCUGGAAGAGGUUGGCACUUCCGACGACCAUGUCAUGGAUAUCAUGGAUAUUCUCAAAUUGAGUUACCACUCACUGCCUGCACAUCUAAAGGCUUGUUUUGCUUAUCUUUCUUUUUUUCCUGAGGAUGAGGCAAUAGAGUGUGAGUAUCUCAUAUAUCUAUGGAUGGGAGAAGGGUUCAUUCCGGCAGGAAAGAACCCGUGGGACUGCUUAGAUCAACUUGGCAAUCUCUGUCUGGUUGAAGUAUGGGAAGAAGAAUGGAGAUUGAAGAAAUAUUGCAAAGUUCAUGAUUUAUUACUUGAUUUGGCCAUACUUAUAUCCACGGAAAAUAAAUGUGCAUUCAAUGUUGAAGAUGCCUUUUCCAAAUUGCACUCUGUACAUACAGGUGGUGAUCGCUGGGGUCGCCUAUUUUUGGCGAAGAAAGAUAUUGAUGAGGCUGUUGUCUCAGAGAGACGUCUUGUUUCUCCUGAACUUGUCCGCACAUUGUCCCUUUCCCGCAAUGCAGAAAUUGGAGGAAAUAUUCCGGCAAUGUUGUUUAGCGGAAUGAGAGUACUGCGGGUUUUGGAUUUGAGCUACACAAAUAUCUCCAUAUUGCCUGCUUGUGUUGGGGAGAUGAAACUUCUCAAAGUUUUGAAUCUAAGAGAGACGAAGAUUAAGAGGUUACCAGAGUGUGUCAGAUGUCUUAAAAAUCUCUCUUUUCUUGAUGUCUCUCGUUGCAGUGAAUUGGAUCGAAAGGCACCCAAAUGGAUUAGUGAGCUUCAGUGUCUUCAACAUUUGGAAGGCCCAUUUGAGCAAAUGCCAAAGGGAUUAUUAAAGCUAGAGUCUUUACGAAUAUUGCGAAUAUCAGGAGAAUGGUGGUUGUCCCUGUCCAGGGAAGAGGAUGGUUUGGUAAGGUUAGAGGAUCUUGGCAAGAUGAGUGCAAUUGAGGAAAUAAGGUUUAAAGUUGAGCAUGACUCACAGUUGAAGAGUAUGGAAGACGGGAUCCUUGCGCCCUUGCUCAGCAUGCGUCGGCUUGAUGUAAGAAAUAAGAUCGCUCAAACGGAUCUUCCACAAUUUCCAGAGAGAAUGAAUGAAAUGAGAAAUUUGAAGCAUCUCAGACUAGAAUAUUUUGCAGUGCCAAGUUGGAUAUGUUGUUUCGCAAAUCUCAUGUUCUUAUAUUUACAGAAUUGUGAUUGCAGUAAUUAUCCAGAAUUACAAGAAAUGCCCAAUCUAGUGAGUUUGUGGUUGGAUGUAAAUAGGAGAUGUAAAGAAGUGCCAAAGGCGUUUGGAAAGUCAGGAGGAUUUCCACAUCUCCGCUUCUUUUCUAUACAUGAUUUUCCUGAAUUGGAGGAGUUUCCAGAAAUAGAGGAUGGAGCGAUGCCAUGGCUUGAGAAGUUGGAGCUAUGGCGUUGCAGGAAGUUGAAUAAAGUGGGAGAGGGAUUGGAGCGGCUGAAAAGACUCAAGGAGUUUAAUUUUGAAUUGUCAGAGAAGGAUGAAUUGAGGGAAAUGUUGAAGGAAGGCGGAAUAUAUUGGGAAAAAAUUAAAACCGCCAAUCCUGAAAUAAUAAUUAAAAAAUGAUAAAACAUAUUGUUUUCAUGAGUGGGGUGCUGACAUAGAUGGGUGAACAUUUAGAAUGUAAAUAGUUUGUCAUAGAUCUUCAAUUGUCUUCAAUUGUAUUUUUAGGAUUUAUCAAUUAAAAAUUUAUAUUAUUUUUUUAU